CACCGCCCCGCCAGUCGCGUCCGAGCCGCGGAGCCGAGUAGAGCGGUGCUUGCCCGGAGCAGUCCCCGCUGCCGCCAGGAUGUCGGUGGAGCUGGAAGAAGCCGACCUGCCCCUGACCGAGGCCGAGGAGGUGCCGCUCGCCCCGGAGAAGAAGGCGGCGGCCAAGAAAGCCAAGGGCGGCGGCUCCUCGCUGUCGCCGUCCAAGAGGAGGAAGAACAACAAGAAGAAGAACCAGCCGGGCAAGUACAGCCAGCUGGUGGUGGAGGCCAUCCGCAAGCUGGGCGAGCGCAACGGCUCGUCGCUGGCCAAGAUCUACAACGAGGCCAAGAAGGUGGCGUGGUUCGACCAGCAGAACGGGCGCACCUACCUGAAAUACUCCAUCAAGGCGCUGGUACAGAACGACACGCUGCUGCAGGUCAAGGGCACCGGCGCCAACGGCUCCUUCAAGCUCAAUCGCAAGAAGCUGGAGGGCGGCGGCGAGGGGGGCGCGGGCGGCGGCGCCCACAAAUCGCACAAGAAGGCGGUGGCGGCGGCCGCCACGCGGCGCGUGGACAAGAAGCCGGCGGCCAAGACCAAGAAGCCCGAGAAGAAAUCGCACAAGAAGGGGGCGGGCGCGGCUGCCGCCGCCAGGAAGGAGAAAGGCAAAGCCAAGAAGGCGGCCAAGAAAGGUGCCGCCUCCCCCGGCGGCAAGAAGGUGAAGAAGUCGGCCAAGCCGAAGGCACUGAAGACCAGGAAGGCAUGAGAGCGGGGCGGCGAGGACACUGCCCCCGUGAUCUCCCUCCCCACCCCCCGCCCCGCCACCGAGGACUGAGCCCCCCCAGACACAGACUCUGCUCUGAGAACGGACCCGGGUUAUUCGCUUUGUCUUUGUGUCGCCGCCCUCGCUCUGCAGCCGCCUCCGUGCGCAGGAAGACUAGAGGAGGCGCCCGCUGCUCCCCUCCUCCCGCCCCGGGGGGUGGGGGGGCUCCGUGUGCGCAGGGCGACCCCCGUUCGCGUCCCUGUAGUCGCUGAUUUUUUAAACGCUUAUGUCCCCCGCGCCCGCCCCUGCUCCGCACGCCCCCGGCAGGGGCCGCGCCACGUGGCCCCGCUCCCGCGCUGCGGUGCCGGUUGCUUCGCUUCUUUCCGAAUUUUCGAACAUCUCCGGCGCCCCCUAUUGGCUCCGGCCCCCUGGCGGCGCCAUGGAAACGGGCUGCCCGGUGCCUAUUGGCUACAGGCGGCGUCUUUUCCCCUGCGGCAAGGCAGCUGCCCCGAGCAGGAGCCCCGGGGGUGGGGGGAGCGGGCGCUGCGGCCCCUCGUGCGGCGAGCCUUUUUUUUUUUUUUUUUUUUUUUCUUUUUUUUGGUCAAUAAAUUGUAAAAAAACCUCGGA
Messenger RNA from Alligator mississippiensis (American alligator), 1366 nucleotides. Its product is annotated as histone H1.10. NCBI's taxonomy places the organism in Eukaryota, Metazoa, Chordata, Crocodylia, Alligatoridae. Gene Ontology annotation, molecular function: structural constituent of chromatin; DNA binding. Gene Ontology annotation, biological process: nucleosome assembly. Bases 80 to 742 code for a protein of 220 amino acids. The transcript has a single exon. Gene Ontology annotation, cellular component: nucleosome. The record is from RefSeq and is a predicted model, not a curated record.